Molecule: messenger RNA, 3103 nt
Organism: Pangasianodon hypophthalmus (striped catfish)
Lineage: Eukaryota; Metazoa; Chordata; Actinopteri; Siluriformes; Pangasiidae
Product: protocadherin alpha-2-like
Exons: 1
Coding region: 7-2391 (794 amino acids)
Biological process (GO): homophilic cell-cell adhesion
Cellular component (GO): plasma membrane
Molecular function (GO): calcium ion binding
Source: RefSeq, a predicted model, not a curated record
GUCGCUAUGGAUUUCUCAGGAGGCUUCAUGUCGGUUAUUUUAAUGCUUCUUUGUUUAUGGGAGGUGUCAUCUGGUCAGAUUGUGUAUUCCGUUUCAGAGGAAGUGAAAAAGGGGACGGUUGUCGGGAACAUCGCUAAAGAUUUGAACAUUAAUGUGCACGACUUGGAAUAUCGACUGUUUCAGAUCGUGUCUGGAUCCAAUAAGAAGUAUUUCGAUGUGAAUCUGAAGACGGGCGCGCUGUUCGUAAGUGAGCGAAUUGACCGUGAGGAAUUUUGCACCGUAGACCAGAAAUGCGUCUUGAAUAUUGAGGCCCUUGCUCAGAACCCUCAUCAUCUUUACAGGAUUGAGAUAACGAUCGUGGACAUAAAUGAUAACGCACCUCAUUUCCCUCUUGACACGUUCAAGCUGAAUAUUACCGAGAACGCAAGCCCUGGAGAAAGGUUUCUUCUUCCGGUAGCCGAGGAUGAUGAUAUAGGCAGCAAUGCGCUGAAAGAUUAUAGGCUGAGUACGAAUGAGUUCUUCUCUGUAGAUGUACAGAAUGAUGAGCAGAGUGUGUCGGCUGAGUUGGUGCUGCAAAAGGCUUUAGACAGAGAAAAACAAUCGUCUCUUCGCCUGCUGCUUAGCGCUCUGGAUGGAGGAAAACCUCCCAAGUCUGGGACCUUGAAUAUAAUGAUAGACGUCAUAGAUGUCAACGACAAUAGUCCAGUGUUUAGCAUGCCUCUUUAUAAAGUAAAAGUGAAAGAAAAUAUUUCAUUAGGGAGUAAAAUUCUGUCUGUCUCCGCCUCUGAUUUAGAUGAAGGCAUACAUAGUGACAUAGUGUACUCGAUUCUAGGACACGGGAAGUCAAAGAAAGAUUUGUUCACCAUAAUCCCUGAAACUGGACAAAUUGUAGUAAAUGGACAACUUGAUUAUGAAGAAAAUCGAGCGGUUGAGUUGAGAGUUCAAGCAAGAGACAAAGGUAGUCCUCCUCAAAGCACACACUGUAAAGUUUUAGUUGAAGUUUUAGAUGAGAAUGACAAUGUUCCGGAAAUUAAAACCACUCCAUUACUAGACAGCGUAAAAGAGAACACUAAACUUGGGACUGCUGUUGCUUUAGUUACAGUCUCUGAUAAUGAUGGAGGCAAAAAUGGCGUUGUGCACCUUUCAAUCAAGGGCUCUUUUCCUUUUAAAUUAGAGCUAUCGUAUAAAAACCACUACUCUGUGCUGGUAGAUGGGCCUUUGGACAGAGAAAAUAUUUCUCAGUAUAACAUUCCUCUUGCGGCUGUAGAUGAAGGAGCUCCGCCUCUUUCCAGCAGCGCUAUAAUAACUGUCAGUAUUGCUGAUGUUAAUGAUAACGCUCCACGUUUCCUAACACCACUUGUAAACGCAUAUAUAAGAGAAAACGGACAGGUUGGAGAGCGUGUGGUGAAAGUUUUGGCAGAGGAUUCAGAUCUUGGUAGAAACGCUGAACUUUCAUACUCACUGUUAGAGAAUUCCAGCGGCGGGGUUCGAGUGUCACACAUGAUAAACGUCAAUUCUGUGAAUGGUGAAAUAUACACCACGCAAUCUUUUAACUACGAAGAAAUAAAACGGCUUGAGUUUAUAGUAGAGGCUACAGACUCGGGAGUUCCUCCUUUAAGUAGUAACGUGACUGUAAAUGUUUUUAUCCUGGAUGAGAAUGACAACAGUCCUGUUUUUCUCCCUCCUUAUUCUGAACCUGGAUCAGUGAACACUGAGAACAUUCCCUACUCUGCUGAAGCGGGCUAUUUUGUGGCUAAAGUCAGAGCUGUAGACGCUGAUUCAGGUUAUAAUGCACUAUUAUCUUAUCACAUAAGUGAAGCAAAGGGAACGAAUCUCUUCCGAAUCGGAACCAGCACAGGAGAAAUAAGGACUAAAAGACGAAUGAGUGACAAUGACUUAAAAACUCACCCGCUUAUCAUUACUGUCUCGGAUAAUGGAGAAACUUCACUGUCCACAACUAUGAGUAUUGAAGUUGUGGUUGUGGAAAAUAUGGACAGGCUGCAGCCUUCACUAAGACAAGUGCCAGUGAAGGAGGAGAAUUUCUCUAAUCUGAAUCUCUAUCUGCUGAUCACUAUUGUCUCAGUGUCAGUGAUAUUUUUACUGAGCCUCAUCGCUUUAAUAGCAGCUAAAUGCUACGGGACAGACGGAGGUUUCAGCAGGUCCAGCGCUCCAGUGGUCACUACACACCCUGACGGGAGCUGGUCUUACUCUAAAUCCACUCAGCAGUAUGAUGUGUGUUUUAGCUCAGACACACUGAAGAGUGACGUAGUGGUUUUCCCCUCGCCGUUUCCGCCUGCAGACGCAGAGCUGAUCAGCAUUAAUGGAGGAGACACUUUUAACAGGACACAAACUCUUCCGAGUACUACAAAGGUAAGGUUCAAUAAAUUUUGAAUUUUGGGCCACGUGAUCUUAAUUCGUGUAUAAAAUAAUCUUUCAUCGACAUCGCAGCCUUCAAGAGCGUUCGGGCUUUCUGUCUAUUUGUGUUUGCUCUUUUGCAUGACGUCACGAUUUAAAAGAUACACUGUCUAGGGAGGGCUUUUGCAUUUGUAAGUAUUCUAUAUGUUUUAUUUUAAUUUUUAUGUUUUUGGCUGGUACAAUCCUCUGUUUAUUUUGUUUCAGGUUCAAGAGACUGUUUCCUCGUGGCUUAGAAGUAAUUUUGAGUAAUUUUGAAUAUAUAAAAUAAAAACUUUUAAAUUUGGAGAGAGUCAGUGAGUGAUCUUGACAUUUUCUUGAAUUAGUCCCGACAGACAAUAUAUUUUCCCCCUCACAAUAUGUUUUAGCCUUUAGUCUUCUGGUAAAUAUUACAAACAAUGUUGAAACAUAUCUAUGUGACAUCUUGUACACAUAGAAAAGUGGGCAAACUAAAUAAUCGCUUUACCUAUUCACUGAUAUAAACUACAUCAUUCCAAAGAACUUUGUGUAUUUUCGCUCUCCACAAUUAACCAGCAGCUAAAAUAUUUUUUAACACUGAUAAAAUAUUAUUAAAGUAUAAAACUACUGCUGCAUAUUUAAAAAGAUCUUUAGAUACUAAAAGACGUCAUUUCCUACGCUGUAGGGAAAAAUGCUCUUUUUAAAAAUGACAUAUAAAUCAGCAUAUUUAAAU